Molecule: messenger RNA, 4044 nt
Organism: Trifolium pratense (red clover)
Lineage: Eukaryota; Viridiplantae; Streptophyta; Magnoliopsida; Fabales; Fabaceae
Product: TMV resistance protein N-like
Exons: 5
Coding region: 126-3839 (1237 amino acids)
Biological process (GO): defense response
Molecular function (GO): protein binding; ADP binding
Source: RefSeq, a predicted model, not a curated record
GGUUGAGUUAGGUAUCAAGAAAGUUGAAUCGAAUCCCUCUAAACGUCGCCACACACCCUGUCGGACUCCAAGCUCGUGUAUCAGAUGUUAACUCACUCUUAGAACUCGAAUGCAAUGAUGUUAAAAUGAUAGGAAUUUAUGGUAUUGGUGGAAUUGGUAAAACAACCAUUGCUAAAGCUGUAUACAACACAAUAUACGAUCAAUUUCGAUACGCGAGUUUUAUUGCAAAUGUCAGAGAAAAUGCAAGUCAUAGGGUUGACUUAGUCAAACUCCAAGAGAGACUUCUUUUUGAGAUACUUGGAGAGAAAGGAAUGAAAUUAGGCAAUGUUGAUAAAGGGAUCAACAUAAUAAAAGAUAGGUUAUGUAGAAAAAGAGUACUACUUGUAAUUGAUAACGUGGAUGAUGUUGAACAACUUCAAGCAUUAGUCGGCGGAUUUGAUUGGUUCGGUCCCGGAAGUAGGAUUAUCAUAACUACAAGAGAUAAACAUUUGUUAACUGCUCAUGAAAUUGGUUUAACUUAUGAGGUUAAGAAGUUAAAUCACAUUGAAUCUCUUCAAUUAUUUAGCUGGAAUGCAUUUAAAAGAAGUGAACCUAAAGAUACUUAUUUAGAUAUUUCGAAUCGCGCUGUUUGUUACGCAGAAGGUCUUCCAUUGGCUUUAACUAUUUUAGGUUCUGAUUUGUGUGGUAGAAGUAUUCAUCAGUGGGAAUCUGCAUUGGAUAAAUACAAGAGAACUCCUAAUAGGAAAGUUCAGGAUAUACUUAGAAUAAGUUUUGAUGGUUUAGAGGAAAAUGAAAAGGAAAUUUUUCUGUAUAUAGCAUGUUUCUUUAAAGGGGAGAUAAUGGAAUAUACAUCGAAAGCGUUGCGCGCUUGCGAUCUGCAUCCAGUUAUCGGUAUUGCAGUGCUUGUUGACAAGUCUCUCAUAAACUUGGAUGAAAAAGGUGUAUUGUCAAUGCAUGAUCUUAUACAAGAUAUGGGGAAGGAAAUUGUUCGGCAAGAAUCACCGAUGGAUCCCGGAAAACGGAGCAGGUUAUGGCAUUAUGAAGAUGUGCUUCAAGUACUGUCUGAUGGAACUGGAACUGACAAGAUUCAAGGUAUAAUGCUGAGCCUACCUGAAAAGCAAGAGGUGCAGCUAAAACCUCAAGACCUCAAGAAGAUGAGAAACCUUAGAAUGUUGAUAAUUCGGAAUGCUGAAUUUUUCGGAGGCCAGGUAAAUCUACCAAAUAAUUUAAGGCUGCUUGAUUGGGAGGAAUACCCUUCUACGUUUUUACCAUCUGAUUUCCUUCCCGAGAAAAUUGUAAUGCUAGAGUUGCGGCGCAGUCAUAUAACAUUGGACAAACCAUUCAAGAACUAUGCAAAUAUGACUUCUCUGAAUCUUAGUUCAUGUGAAUCCCUACUAAAUAUACCUGAUGUUUCGGGGAUACCGAACUUAGAGCAAAUCAUUCUAGAGGAUUGUACAAGCUUAGUUGAGAUUCAUGAAACACUUGGAUCACUUGAUAAACUUGUUUAUUUAGGUGUUGAAAGGUGCACUGAGCUAAAGAAGUUACCAAGUGUCCUAAACUUGCCAUCUUUAUCAUGCAUUGCUCUUAAUGGAUGUUGUCAACUAGAGAAUUUCCCACAUUUACUUGGAAAAAUGGAAAAUCUGAGAAUCAUCGAGGCGGAAGAGACGGCUAUACAAGAAUUGCCUUCUAGUUUGGCCAACUUCAGCAACCUUGAGGUGUUAGUACUAAAAUGUUGCACAAAUCUUGAGGAAUUUUCUAAAACCAUUUCUUUGUUACCAAAUCUUCAGUUACUUGAUAUUUCUGGCUGUCCAAAACUUCAACUAUUUCAUGAGUCCAUGGAAAGUUCAUCAGAUUUAGAGUUACCACCAAAACCAUGUCUAGAUUUUGAAUCUUCAAGCAUGCAAUCCUCACAUGGUUUCCCUUUACUGGAAACACUUGAUCUUAGUGACUGUAAUCUAUCAGAUGAUGAUCUACAUAUCCUUUGUUGCUUUUCCAACCUCACAUCAUUAGACAUCUCAAGAAACCAUUUUGUAACCCUGCCUAAUUGCUUCAACAAAAUGAGUAGCUUGCAGGAGCUUUACAUGGCCAAUUGCAAGAAUCUUCAACAAUUUUCUGGGAUUCCACCUAAUUUAGAACAUAUAGAUGCCACUAGUUGCAUAAUGUUGGAUUCACAAUCAUUGAACCUAUUAUUGAGCCAGGGAUUCCAUAAGGAAUUCAAAUUUGAAGUUAUAGCACCAAGGCCAAGAUUACCAAUGCCAUUCAACUUCAAUUACUAUAGCGAAGAAGGAUCCAUGUCAUUCUGGAUUGGCCAGAAAUUCCCAAGAAUUGCUCUAUGCUUCAUUUUUGAAUUAGGAAAUAAAAGAAUUGGUUAUUUUGCAUGUGAAGUCGAAAUAUCUAUUAAUGGACAGAAAGCAUUGAAUAAAGAACAGUACUUCCUUUCAGUUUCUGGUGAUCUUGUAUGGCUUUAUCAUCAAGAAAAUUUGGUGGAUUUAAAUACAUAUUUAUUGCAUGAACAGAAUCAUGUGGAAGUUUCUUGUGAGAUUGUAGAUGCGAGUAAAGGCGCAGAUGUGGCAGUAUCCUUUUGUGGAGUUCAUGAGUAUAAGGAAGAUGAGGAAGUGAAGAUACCAAAUUUGAUAUUGAUCACAAGUUCUAGUCCUUGUACUAAUGAAAACUUGGAUAACACUCAAAUAUCUAAGGAACUACAUGAAAAUCAAUGUCAUUAUGAAGAAAACUUGGAAAAUGAUUGUUGCACCUUGCCUGAGAAUUCAAAACUUCAUGAAAUAUCAGAUGAACAUAUGCAACUUCUUUCGGCUUCAACUAGGGAAGAAAUGUUUGAAGGUAAUGAUUGUAAGGUUCAGAAGAAUGGAAAAACUACAGAUGUUUUGUCAGCUGAUACAAUACAUCAAAGAAAGGAAAUCUAUUCAUCGGAUAUGCAGCUAUAUGGUGAUAGAAUUUGGGAUCCAAUGCUAUUAGAAUGUCAAUUAAACUGCAUGAAUGAGAAGAAUAAAGACAACAUUUUGCUGAGUCAUCAAGAAUCGAAGCCAAAAGUAUCUUUAAGUGAUGACAAUAUGGAAUCAUUUUAUUCUACUCUCCAUGCUGAGAGAUAUGCUUCGUUAGGAGAUACAAGUGAUGAUUCAAAAUUGGUUUAUCCUAAAAUGAGUGAAGAAACCAAGAAAGCCUUGGAAACUUUGAAGGAAGUCCUCUCAGAACAAAUUUGUCAUCUUCUAGAACCAACAUCAUCCACAUCAAUGAAAACUACAUUGGAAUAUCUUUGUACUUUAAUUGCAGAUGAUGAUGUCUCAAUGAGGUUAAAGUCUGUAAUACUACAACUUUUAGCAGAAUUUACUCAGUGGAGUUGUGACUACAAUGAUGCAAACAUGAAACUUGACUUCUCAACGACAAUGCUAUCAAAGCUACAAAAACUUGAAGAGGGUGUAGUAGCCAACAAGAACCAAUUCAGUGAAUUUGUGUCCAUAGAAAGUGAGUUAACAAGCCAACUAGUGUAUUUGGAAGAAAGAAUGAAAGAGUUAGAAGAGCAGAUUAGUUUCAUUAAAGGGAACAUUUCAAUAUCUGAAGUGGCUAGGGACUCUGCUGUUAGAAAGAAAAAAGAAACCUUUGAUGCAGGAAGAAUGUUGAAAGCUGAAAGAGAUGAGUUGAGGAAGCAAAGGCUGCGGUUGAGAGUGGAGCAAGAAUCAGCUAAAGCUACCAAAGGAUACAUUGAGGAUGAGUGGUCAAAGAUUAGAGAGAAAUUUGAUAGAAUCUUGAAAAUAUUUUUGGUCAAAGAUGAGUGUCAUCUCCGUAGAAACUCACAAACACAUUGUAUGUCCAACCGUGGUUGAAGGAAGUAGAGGAAGAAUUUUUCAUCAGUAUAACUUAUAUACCAAGCUAUAUACUUUCAAAUAUAAGAAGAAUGUUAAGAAUGAAAUGAUACAGCAUAAAUUUCCAUAAGAACUAGGAAGCUAUACAAGCUGAAUCAUCUUUUUCAUGUAUAACUUUGGUUUAUUAAAACUAUUGAAAUUAUCAAAUUGGAAUUUAAAAAUAAAA